This is a messenger RNA of Scedosporium apiospermum, 3051 nucleotides long. RefSeq lists its product as uncharacterized. Lineage: Eukaryota; Fungi; Ascomycota; Sordariomycetes; Microascales; Microascaceae. The coding region runs from base 1 to 3051 and encodes 1016 amino acids. Gene Ontology annotation, biological process: phosphatidylinositol metabolic process. The transcript is spliced from 3 exons. Gene Ontology annotation, molecular function: phosphatidylinositol kinase activity. The record is from RefSeq and is a predicted model, not a curated record.
AUGCCUGCCUAUCUCUCCGACGGAAACGCCGCUAUUUACAACCCUUCUCACCACGUUAUUGAUUUCGAUCCCGCCAGCUUUGGUAUCCCUUCCGAUAAGCAUUUUCCCCUUGAUGGGUCGACCAUACAACCUGCCGCUCGGCCCGACACAACCAAUGCCAGCUUUGACGAUACGUCUUCGUCAACGGCGUCAUCCUCAUCCCACUCCGAUCUCUCCGACGCCAGCCAGUCCAUUCCCAUGAACGGUCAUAGAACUAGGACACGCCAGACGAGCAUGUCCUCCGUAUCCAAUGGGCAGCCCGUCCUGCCUGGCCUCGGGGUCGAACAGAAGCCUACCAUAUCGAUGGUAAACGGCACGACAACCUUGGUUGAUAGGACGGUGACGUCGGCCAAACACCAGCAACCCUUAGCGACCGCUGUUUACCCCGAACCCCGAGACCACUCAACUGAAUACUACCCGGACGAGGCUGGCCCUGAGACGACUACACCGACUCUCGCGGCAGCUCCUUUCCCCACCGAUGCAUCAUCGACCUACUCCCACCAACAAGCGCCGUAUCGCCCUGUCCCUAAUUCUACCGCCUUUUCGACGGUUUCGGCUGCCCGAAGGUCCCCCUCCUUAUACCCCCCAACGAACGUUGUCACGCCCGCCUCUCCUACCUCCCCGCCUCCCCCGGUUCCCACGGCUUCUCUCGAUCUUCCUACUCCUCGAACGAGUGAUACUGCCCAUCGACUCUCAUAUCCUCCUCAUCACAACGCUUCAUCUUCGUCGCCGACGCUUUCUACUUCCCAAGUCCCUGGCCCGGGCCAGCUCAGACAGCGCCACACUCUCGAGGUCCCAAGAAAACAGUCCCGAGUCUCCAGGGAUGGAGCUGAUGCUGCCUUUGCCAGUGGGCGGUUCUCGCCUACCGCUCCUGGUGGGCCUGGCCCUGCCGCAUCUGUCCGUAGGGCUUCUCUGAGCCUAGCUCGACGAGCCACCCGAUCCAUCCAGUCCGAUCUUCCCAGAGACGAGGUGGCCCCCGACGAAGAUGCCCUACGUUGGGCCGAAGCCUACAGGCAAAAGCGUGCUACCAAGAAGCGGAGAAGGGAGGAAGAAGACGACGACAGGGUCUUGGUCGGAACCAAGGUUGACGAACACCACGUGAACUGGGUUACUGCCUACAACAUGCUCACUGGAAUCCGCGUGUCCGUCUCGCGAACGAACGCAAAGCUCGACCGGGAUCUAACAGAUGCUGAUUUCGAGGCGAAACAAAAAUCCACUUUCGAUAUUGCCGGAAAUGAGCUUGUGCCGUCUGCGAAAUACGACUUCAAGUUCAAGGACUACGCCCCUUGGGUUUUCCGACGACUCCGUGCCCUCUUUAGGCUCGACCCAGCAGACUAUCUCAUGUCUCUGACAGGAAAGUAUAUUCUCUCUGAGCUUGGCUCCCCGGGUAAGAGUGGGAGCUUCUUCUACUUCUCCCGCGACUACAAGUACAUCAUCAAGACCAUUCACCACUCCGAACACAAGUUUCUCCGGAAGAUACUUAAAGACUACUAUCAGCAUGUCACCGACAACCCGAACACGCUUCUCUCGCAGUUUUAUGGUCUGCAUCGCGUGAAGAUGCCUUACGGAAAGAAGAUUCACUUUGUUGUCAUGAACAAUCUCUUUCCCCCACACCGCGACAUCCACCAGACGUUCGACCUCAAGGGAUCAACCGUCGGCCGAGACUACCCCGAGAGCAAGCUCGAGGAGAACCCCCGCGCCACACUCAAGGAUCUCAACUGGAUGAGGAGGAAACGGAACCUGGAAUUGGGAAUAGAAAAGAAACGCCUGUUCCUGAGUCAGCUGCAGCGGGACGUGGCCCUGUUGAAGCGCCUCCAGAUCAUGGACUACUCGCUGCUGAUCGGCAUCCACGACCUGCAGAAGGGAAAUGAAGAGAACCUGAGGGACAAGACUUUGCGGGUUUUCAACCCCGGCGGCGAGCGACACUCGGACGAACCCGACAUUUCUGUUCUUCUCCGAACGCCCAGCAAGCUGGAGAAUGCCAAGAAGGCCAGGGAACUCCGCCAGAUGUUGCGACAGGAACGCCCCGUCCCCAUGGACCAGACGGAGAGCCGCAUGCCCGACGAGCUAGACGAGGCCAACACACGAAGUGGUUUCGUGUUUAAUCAGGACGACGGAGGGUUCAGAGCCACUCACGAAGAUAAUACACCAGCCGAUGAGGUGUAUUAUCUUGGCGUCAUUGAUUGUUUGACUCAUUACGGGGUGAUCAAGAAGAUUGAGCAUUUCUGGAAGGGUCUGUCCAGCGAUCGAACGCAGAUUUCGGCCUUGCCUCCGGACCAAUACGGCGAUAGGUUUUACCGGUUCGUUGAGGGCGUCACAAUGUCCUCCGAGCAGGCGCAACGGAAAGCACUCGUCGAAGCCGAGGCCGAAGCCACGCGUCUCGCCACCGCCGUCGAGGAGCCAGCUGAAGAAGUCUCGGACUGCAGCCGAGUCUGUCCCCCUUGGAAGUCUCACCACCGCAACUCGUCUGCCGCGGCUCCUCCCAUGCCUACGUACGCGCCACCUCUGCCGCCGGUCGCACACUUGCCUCCAAACGUGGAGAUGACGAAUGAGAAGUUUCCUGCGGACGGAGAACUGAACGAGAAAGGUCACGGAAGUGGUGGCGCCUCUUCCCAUAUCCAUGAUGGAGGAGAGUCAGCCCACGGUCAAUCACUACCAGUGGUCGACGAAGCCGCGGAAGGUUCGGUGACGGGUUCACGCAGUUUCCGCAGCGCCCGGAGUAAUCAAAGCCGCAACGGUGACGAAGAACGACCGCCGACCCCGGCGAAAGAUUCAAGGCCGGCGACUCCACCGGUCAAGAGCGUCCCACGAAAGCGUGAGGGCCCACCAACGCCACCCAAGUAUAUGAAGCCCGAGACUGCGGAUAGCGGAUACGGUGGUGUGAACGGGGUCGGCAAUGACAGCAGGGAAGGGUCCUUGAAGCUUACUAGGAAAGUCAGCCGAGAGUCUUUGGACAAGGAUCUUCCACCCCUUCCUCGCAGUGAGCAGGCGAUUAGCCUGUCUGUUGGGUGA